Messenger RNA from Mycetomoellerius zeteki, 4278 nucleotides. RefSeq lists its product as uncharacterized. The record is from RefSeq and is a predicted model, not a curated record. The transcript has a single exon. Bases 1 to 4278 code for a protein of 1425 amino acids. NCBI's taxonomy places the organism in Eukaryota, Metazoa, Arthropoda, Insecta, Hymenoptera, Formicidae.
AUGAGUGACGUAGAGAAAUUGAAGAGACUGAACAUAAGAAGAGGUCAAAUAAAGGCCUUAUGCACGAGAGCGCAUAACACUCUCCACUCGGACACUGACAUGACGGUAGCUCAAUUAGUAGAACGCAAGUCAAAGAUUGAAGCCACAUGGGUGCAGUUCGACGAAGUACAGAACGAAAUCGAGAUGCUUCAGGAUUCAUCAGGAAUGGCUGAAGCGCAUUCAUCUGAUCGCGCGGAAUAUGAGGAGACAUAUUACACUAUUGUUGCCAAAUUUCAAGAAUUGAUCAUCUCACGUAGUGUAACCGAUCUUCCAGUGAUAGAGGCACAUCCCGCGGUUAAUCGUUCACAAGCUUCAGCAAAUAGUUUAAAACUUCCCAAAAUCGAUUUACCGUCAUUCUCAGGAAAUUAUGAGGAAUGGUAUCCCUUCCACGACACCUUUCAGUCGCUUAUACAUCGUGAUACUUCAAUUACGUCAAUUCAGAAAUUUCAUUACUUGAAAUCGUCGCUCAAGGGGCAGGCUGCAGACAUCAUUCAAUCACUCGAGGUCUCGGCGGAAAAUUAUAAGGAGGCAUGGCAGAUGUUAAAAAAACGUUAUGACAAGAAACGUGUAAUUAUACAAAGGCAUAUUAGAGCGCUAUUCGAGCUGCAAUCAGUGUCCAAGGAAAACUUCACGAGCCUCCGGCAUUUAGUGGAUGGAGUGUUAAAACAUCUAAGAGCGCUAAAGGCUAUUGGACGCCCCACUGAUUCAUGGGAUGAUGUCAUUAUCCAUUUGAUAACUAGCAAAUUGGAUCAUAUCACGAAUAAAGAAUGGGAAAACAGCAUUUCAGACGAGGAUAUUCCUACGAUACGACAUUUAACUGAUUUCCUAGAGCAUAGGUGCCAUAUCCUCGAGGCUAUCAACCGAAGGGCUCAACCUGUUUCCAAUUCACAAGGCAAGGCCAAUCAGGCAAAGGUUUCAUCUCUCGCAUCCUCUGGUGUAGCCUCGUGUCAAAAUUGCCGAGGAGAUCAUCAGAUUUAUUCCUGUGAACGAUUCUUGAAGCUUUCUCCGGAGGAUCGUCUCAAGGUUGUCAAGGAAAACAAGCUAUGCUGGAAUUGCAUAAAGGUUUCGUCCCACACAGCAAAAACAUGCAAGUCAGGUUCAUGUAAAACAUGUGGCAAGAGGCACAACACACUUCUACAUGUUUCUAAAGACAAGGAGGUUGUCACAUCACCACAAUCAACGGAAGCAACACCAAGUUCUCCAACGGUAAAUGUCGCGCAUGCGUCAAGACCAGAGAUUGCAUCCCGGGUCCUGUUAUCAACAGCGAUAAUAAACGCAAAGGAUUGCCAAGGGAAACAGCAAACAUGUCGUGCUCUUCUGGAUUCAGGAUCACAAUCCAAUUUUGUGACGGAGGAGCUGGUACUACGUCUAGGUCUUCAAACAAGGUCGAUCGAUAUUUCGAUCGUCGGAGUCAACAACUCUUGUAGCAAGAUUAAAAAAAUAACUCAGGUGCAAUUGAGUUCAAGGUAUUACGCAUUCAAAAUCACAAUAGAGUGUUUAGUCCUCAAUCGGAUAACUGAGAGUUUGCCCAGCUUCACAAUUGAUAAAGAUGCAUUUAAGAUUCCGCAGAACUUGCCUCUGGCAGACCCGGAGUUUCAUCGAUCCACUGACAUAGACAUAUUGGUGGGUGCUGAAGUAUUUUGGAAUGCUCUAUGCGUUGGGCAGAUAAAGGAGUCAUCGGAUCAUCCGCUUCUGCAAAAAACAUUAUUCGGAUGGGUGAUUGGCGGCGAAUAUCCUAGUAGAGCCGUGCAGCAAAGGGUCAUCCAAUGCAACGUGGCCGUCGAUAAACCUGAAUUAGAGCAACUUGUUGAAAGAUUUUGGCAAAUCGAGCAAAUAUCCGGCAAGACAAUGCUAACUGAAGAAGAGAGAGAAUGUGAAGAACAUUUUAAGAAAACUUAUCGUCGAACUUCUCAGGGGAGAUUUGUGGUGCAGCUGCCAAUUAAAACGGACAAGCUACAAGCUUUAGGAUCAUCUUAUGACGCGGCCUUGAAACGGUUUAAAUCAUUGGAGCUUAAGUUGGAUCGUUGUCCAGAAAUGAAGAGGGAAUAUACUAAAUUCAUACAAGAAUAUUCGGAACUGAAGCAUAUGCAUCCAGUGCUCACUGAAGACUCAGGAGACACUCCAGUUUAUUACAUGCCACAUCAUGCCGUGUACAAGGACUCAAGUUCCACUACUAGACUUCGAGUUGUAUUCGACGCUUUGUCUAGAACGAAUACCGGUGUAUCGCUUAAUGACAUCUUGAUGGUGGGCCCGAAUCUACAAGGAGAUCUGACUUCUAUAUUGAUUAAAUUCCGCUUAUGGCAAUACGUUCUUACAGCCGAUGUGGAGAAGAUGUACAGGCAAGUUCAGAUUGAGGAUAGUCAACGAGGACUUCAGAGGAUUCUUUGGCGGAACAAUAGCUAUGAGGAAGUGCAAGCGUUCGAGUUGGCCACAGUCACAUACGGCACGGCCUCAGCUUCAUUCUUGGCGGUGCGAGUGUUACAAGAAAUAGCCAGAUUGGAGCAACACGAAAUGCCAACAGGAUCAGCUAGAAUACUGUCCGAUUUCUAUGUGGACGACCUGCUGACAGGUGCAAACACUGUUCCAGAUCUCAUCACCAUUUGUGAUGAAGUAAGAGCCAUAUUAAGCAAGGCGGGUUUGCAUUUGCGCAAGUGGGCUUCCAAUGAAGAAACCGCGUUAGAAGGCAUAUCUGAUUCAGAUUCAGAGCUCAUUCUAAACAUCCAGGAAAACACGACCUUAUCUACGCUCGGAUUGCAAUGGAACGCGAAGACUGAUGAGUUUCAGUUCAGCAUAAACACGAGCAAGCAGUUUAAGAUCUCCAAGAGGAUUAUGCUGUCCGUCAUAUCUCGCAUCUUUGAUCCAUUAGGUCUCAUAAGUCCGGUUACCAUUACCGCAAGGAUACUCAUGCAAAAAUUGUGGCAACUGAAGACGCACUGGGACGAAACAGUGCCUAUUGAUAUACAGACUCAAUGGUCUCGUUACGAAGCGGAGCUUCACAUGCUUAAUGACCUCCGGAUACCACGAAAGGUUAUUCACCAUCACGAUUCCAAGUUGGUAGAGUUGUGCGGAUUCUCAGACGCUAGUGAGAAGGCUUAUGGAGCCUGCGUUUAUGUUCGUAGUAAACUGACAGAAGAUACUUAUCAAACAAGAUUAUUGUGCGCAAGGUCAAGGGUAGCGCCGUUGAAAAAUCUUACAUUACCGCGUUUAGAGCUAUGUGCCGCAUUAUUAUUAGCUCAACUCAUGCACAAGGUGUUAGAAAUUUCCGACAUCAAGUUUACACGAAUCCUUUAUUGGUCUGAUUCUACCAUAACCCUUUCUUGGAUCAAAUCAUCUCCGAGAAGGUGGAACACAUUCGUAGCUAAUCGUGUCAGUUUGAUUCAAGAACUUUCUGAUCCCAACGAUUGGCAUCAUGUGGAAUCUGCUCAAAACCCUGCGGACGUUCUCUCUAGAGGCACAUCACCUUCAUCAUUGGUCAUUUCCAAUCUGUGGUGGUACGGCCCCACAUGGCUCUCGCAAGAUGCAAACACAUGGAGAGUCGAAAGCGCUUCGUUUACUUCAGAAAUACCUGAACAACGGGGGAUUGUGGCUGCCACAGCUGUCCAGCAAGACUUAGAGUUAUUUGACAAAUAUUCGACAUUCAACAAAUUAAUCAGAGUAUGUGGAUACAUUCUACGUUUCAUACACAAUUGUCGCACGACGAAAUCUAGAUACGAAGGGCAUUUGUCUAUCAUGGAGCUUGACCUCGCUAUACUAUCGUUAUCCAAGAUGGUGCAAUUACAUGCAUUCACUAUCGAACUAAAAUGCUUGCGCAAUCAAGAACAGCUUCCUAAAACGAGCAAACUUUUAUCUCUAAAUCCCUUUUUAGAUGAGCAUAGAAUCAUUCGCGUCGGUGGUAGGCUCCAGCAUGCUGACCUGCCUUAUUCAGCGAAACACCAGAUCGUGCUACCGGGCGAGCAUCCGUUUACCAAAUUGUUAAUAAAGCACGAGCAUAUCAAGCUUUUUCACGCAGGGGCACAAAUGACGUUGGCCUCUAUACGCCAAAAAUUCUGGCCGUUGAACGGGAGGAAUACUGUUCGUCAUAUCAUUAGAAUCUGUGUAACAUGCCUCAGGAUGAAUCUUCCAAUGAUCCAGCCCCUUAUGGGCAAUUUACCUAGGCAAAGAGUUCAAGCCGCCCGAGUCUUUGCAAAUGUUGGAAUUGAUUUCUGUGGUCCCUUUCAACUACGUGAGAGCAAGCGAUGA